Oppiella nova is the source of this 381-nucleotide messenger RNA. Lineage: Eukaryota; Metazoa; Arthropoda; Arachnida; Sarcoptiformes; Oppiidae. The record is from the annotation of a GenBank genome assembly.
AUGGAUGAGUGGAACACCAAACAACACGGUCAGUCAGGUCUGAUUGAACGGGUACGUCGUAGUAAACUCACAGCGCAAGAUGCAGAGCAGCAAACGUUAGAAUUUUUGAAGAAAUGGAUUAAUCCUAAAACUUCGCCAAUGUGUGGUAAUUCAAUCUGCCAAGAUCGCCGUUUUAUGCACCGUUUAAUGCCUGAGCUUGAACAAUUCUUCCAUUAUCGUAAUUUGGACGUGUCUUCAGUGAAAGAGUUAGCAAAACGCUGGAGACCUGAAAUUAUGAGCGGUCUAAAGAAAAAUGCUUCACAUUUGGCAAUGGAUGAUAUCCGCGAUUCGAUUGCUGAACUUAAAUAUUAUCGUCACUAUACUAAAGCUGAUGUCCUCUGA